AGUACAAAGAUUAUAGUUUCUAGGGUGACAUCUUGAAAAGAUUGUCCAAUUUGCUACACGUCAUUAAUGCAAAUUAACUCAAACUUAGAUGUUCAAUAAAUAUUAACUUGCCUUUCAACUCUAUUAUAAUUCUGAUAUUCCAUAGUAUUGUAAAACAUGGGAACAAAACCAGAACCAAAAGACGAAAAAUUCGAAAACGUUAUCAGCGGCCUCGAAAGAGCAAACAUUAAAUUCUACCAGUUCUCACUGCUUGUGUUGUAUCCAAGAGGAGCCUGGAAGUACUACAACUACAUUGUUCUGUUUGUAUUCGAGAUAUUGUCAGUCUACUUCAUCAUAGCCGGGGUAAUAACUAUUUAUCUACAAAUGCACAAUAUUUUUGCGGUUUUCGAAGUAGCCAACGCACUUCUCAUCUCACUUGCCAUAUUCAUAAACCUUGCCGACUUCCAUGUGAUUAGCAAAAGACGACUUCUGUGGUACAGGCUGUUCAGUUGCUGCAGGGACGAUUUGCACAUAUAUGACUGCGAGUCUGUCAAAACUGAGAUGGCCAGACUUCGUUCACUCUUUAGAAAUUUUAUGGAGUGGUUUUUCAUUAUUGCUACCUCCGGUCUAUUCUCAAUUAUAAUUUUAAUGUUCAUUGUAAUACCGAUUGCUCGUUUCAUUUUCGAUGAGCAACAAGUCACAAAAAACACGGCUUUCAAUAUCUACCUACCUCUGCCCUGGUGGUCUAUUUUCAGUACAAGAACCGUUCUAGGGUUCGCUGUGCAAUACUCAUUAAUGCUUUUCAUGGCGUUCAAUAUUAUUGUAAUUUUUUUAGUGUACGUGUCAUCUGUGUUGUAUUUCAUGGUAGAGUUGAUUGUUCAGUUCAAAAUUUUGUGUUUUGCUCUAACCAAACAUGAGGAACGCAUCGAGAUUAUCAAGGGGAGAACAAAUGAUCGAGAAAGCUUGUCAAUAUCGACCAAGGUUGCUCAGAAUGUCGUAGAUCAAGUCUUGAAAGAAACGAUCAUUCAUCAUCUUAAGAUCAGGGAGUUUUUCAAUAUGGUCCAAGAGUUCACGUCUUUUUUCUUCGCUCUAGUUCUAAGUGCGAACAUGCUAGUUAUUGUAGCAUUAUCUGUCAUUUUGACUAAAAUGGACUCACUGAUGACGAUGGAAGGCAUGAAAUUCUGUUUAAUACUGGCUGUCGAAUUACUGCACAUUUUCUGCUUCACCUACUGUGGGUCGAUGCUCAUUGAUGAGAGCUCUAACGUUCGCGAAAUGCUGUACAGUGUCCACUGGUAUAGCUUCAACUCAAACCAGAAAAAGAUUCUUAACAUCUUCCAGGUGCAAACCGAAUCUACGUUUAUGCUGUCUGCUUCUGGAAUUUAUAAUAUCAAUCUCAACAUGUUUCUACAGAUUAUGCAGACUGCUUACUCGGUUUUCAAUGUAUUUAGCAAUAUCAAAACUUGAGAGAAAAACAGCUGAAUAUUCAAACUUGAAGCAAUUAUGCUUAGUAUUGUCAACACAACAUCAUAAGAUGUUGAUAAUAAUAAUUGAUCUAAGUAAUAAUAAUUGAUGAAAAAAACAAAUGAAGAAGCUUCAAAUGUAACUAAAUAGUUUCAAUUUCAUUGCAAAGUUAUCUGUUAAAUAUUAUUCUAUUCUGAGGAUAAUUACACUGAUUGAAAUAACAUGUAAAAUUAUUGUUCUUCAAUUUGAUUAUAAUGAAUUUGAAAUGAACUCACAAAUAAAUUCAAGAGGUUGUUGAAUUAAUACCCUUCGUUCUGAAAAAAAACAUAGGCUACAGAAAUGAAAAUCAAAUUAAUAAAAUUAAAAAAAACAAAACAUAUCUUAACUGUAUAUUAUACAUUAUUAAAUUCUAAGGUAAAAACACUUUUAUGCCAAAUUAGCAGAAAAUGUUAUUUAUUGAAUUAAUAAUACAUGGGUUAUUAGAUGUUGUAUAUUUUUUGUUCGUAUAUUUGAUGUUUUAUAUUUUUUGUAUUUUAUUUUAUAUUGUAAGUAGACUAUGUUCAAGUUUAUUUGUAU
Messenger RNA from Nilaparvata lugens (brown planthopper), 2016 nucleotides. RefSeq lists its product as uncharacterized. Gene Ontology annotation, cellular component: plasma membrane. The transcript is spliced from 6 exons. Gene Ontology annotation, biological process: detection of chemical stimulus involved in sensory perception of smell; sensory perception of smell. NCBI's taxonomy places the organism in Eukaryota, Metazoa, Arthropoda, Insecta, Hemiptera, Delphacidae. The record is from RefSeq and is a predicted model, not a curated record. The coding region runs from base 157 to 1443 and encodes 428 amino acids. Gene Ontology annotation, molecular function: olfactory receptor activity; odorant binding.